Messenger RNA from Symbiodinium sp. CCMP2456, 456 nucleotides. The record is from the annotation of a GenBank genome assembly. Lineage: Eukaryota; Dinophyceae; Suessiales; Symbiodiniaceae.
AUGCCGCGCCAUCGUCAGCUGGGCCCUUGCCUGAGCCCGAUGCGCGGCAUCCGACGAGACCGUCCGCCGCCGGGGCGCUCAGAGCGCCCGCCGCGGGAGGAGCUGGCGGUCGCGGAGGCGCCCCGCGGCGAGGCGCCCCGCGAGGCACGUCCGGCGAGGCGUGGGGUGGACCGAGAGAUCUACCGGCUGCAGCAGUCGCACAACUAUCUCUCGAUCCCCAAAGCAGCCUUUGCACGGGUCGUCAAAGACAUCCAGUCCAGCUUCGCCGAGGAGCCCUUGCGCUUCAGCACAGAAGCUCUGGAACUCUUGCAGGCGGCCACCGAGGAGUACUUAAUGUACCUCUUUGCCGAUGGGUAUCUGGCAACGGCCCAUCGGCGGCGCGUGACUCUGAGCUCCGAGGAUGUGCGCCUGGUCCGGCGCUUGCGGCAGCCCCACUGCUGGGGAGAGACGCGAUAA